Molecule: messenger RNA, 3030 nt
Organism: Cylindrotheca closterium
Lineage: Eukaryota; Bacillariophyta; Bacillariophyceae; Bacillariales; Bacillariaceae
Source: the annotation of a GenBank genome assembly
AUGAGCAACGAUGCAAAUCAGUAUCACAGGACGUCAGGAUCACUCAAUGUAAAGUCAUCGUAUGGAUCAAUAAAUCACUAUAAUGGAGUACGCACUCCCCCGAGAUCUCCCAUGCCGCUUCGGCCUGUCAAGGAAAAUGAAUCUUUGAAUUUUAGUCUUGCGAGCAUGGGAAACCUGCUGGGAACAAAAUCUAGUGACGACAACAACGAUGACGGCGACGACAACAACAAUGUCAACACCCCCAGAAAGAGGUGUACGAUGGCCCACUGGGUUUUGGGAUUAGUCAUCGUCAUUUACUCCCUAUUAAUCUGUGUUUUUAUUAUAGGGAAGAAGAGCCGAGCUCCAUCAUCACUCGAUUCACCAAGUGAUGGUUUAGCUUCGGGUGGACUAUCAAAGAUCCCUUUCCCUUCCAUUAACCGCUCUGAGUUUGGAAAGAAUCCUCAAUCAGCGUCUUCGAUUGUGAAUCCUGAUUUAUUUGCUUCCGGCUUGUUGGGAGAAGGAAAGAGCCUGCUGAAGGUUCCCUUUCCUACUGGUGCCUUUUGGACCAAUCUUGUCAUUCAACCAACCGCCGACCGAGAAUUAUCCUUUCCGAUCAUGGCUUACCCAUAUGCCUAUAAAUGGAACCCUACGAUGCUACAAGUAUCAGUGCCAUCGCUGUACAGCUUGAUGGAUGCCAUCUCGCUUCGACACAUUUUCAUGGCAGAUUUGACGCUUUCCGUCGCUGAUCAAGAGUCAAUAUCCAAACGUUUCGUCCACUACUUUGAUCCCUUGAGUGUUACGCUGCGCUAUGAAUCCUCCAAUACCACAAAGUAUUGGGAAACCUUUGUGGUUCAAGGAAGUCCGUACAUUACAGCAAAGUACGAGAAUAUGAUUCCCAAAAUUCGAGCUCUGUCCAUUUUUCACAGCAUUUCCUGCCUCGGGACGGAUGGUGACACUUGCGUUGAGCUGGAAAGUGAUGAAUCCACAAAGACCAUUCGAUUGAAUGGCACCCAAUUUGCACUCGAGACCAACGAAAACCUGACUUGGCUCGUAUUUUCAUCAGAACCGAUUACUCUAGUCUUUGACAACAUACGCAAGACGACAGUCAAAACUGAAAACUCCUUUACUGGUAUUUUGCGACUGGCCUUGGUUCCGCCACAUCUCGAGGAAACGAUUGAGUAUACGAGCCAGAUGCCGCAAAGUUACGAGAGUGUAGACCUUGAUGGAUCCACUGGCGUGAGUCAAUUGAUAGAACAUGCCAAUUCUUAUCCAACUGGUGUUGCUCUUUCGUGGAGCUUUCCCUCAAAGGAUAUGGGCGCUUUGGCAUUUGACUUCAAGGUCAAGGAAAUGACGUCCCGAGACAGUUCCACGAGCACUCUUCUCAUGCUAGCCUUGCCCCACCACGUGGAUAUCUUGUCGCAACAGAGCUCCAAAAAGUAUACACUUCUUUCCAACAAAAAUCAAUUUGAUCUCAUCUACGAAACCAUCAAGGGCCCCAUGAAAGCAGUGGUUGGCAACUCCUGGAUUCUCCCGGAGGAACUGACGACGGUUGGUUUUGAUCAUGAUUACACGCUAAAAAAAGCGUAUGGAUUGAAUAAUGCUACUAAAUCAAUCAUCAUGGAUCAAGUCGUUUUGGACGUCAAGCGAGUUUUGCCAACAAUGGACGAGAAUGUCUACGGUUACGGAAAACAAGUGGCUCGGUUGGCACAAUUGAUCAACAUUGCCAAAACCUUGACUGCAGACCAGUCUGGCUUUGGCAACAAGUAUACGUCGGCCAUUCACGAUGCCCAACUAGUCUUGCACCAUUUUCUGAGCGCCUUUUUGAGUGGCGAGACUGACGACUCGUUAGUGUUUGACUCCGAUUUUGGUGGGCUUGUCACGAAGGAUGGUUUAGACGACUACAUGAAUGACUUUGGUAACGGCUGGUACAAUGAUCAUCAUUUUCAUUAUGGGUACUAUUUGUACGCUAGCGCUUUGAUGGGACAGUGGAAUGAGACUUUUGUUGACGAGUACGGAGAAUAUGUCGAUGCCAUGAUGUAUGAUGUUACCGAUCAAGGGACUGGAAGUUCCAAGGAUUUUGGCAAUGGAGCCUUCUUUCCGUUGGCAAGGCACAAGGCAUGGUUCGAUGGACACUCGUUUGCUUCUGGUCUAUUUCCUUUUGCAUCUGGCAAGUCCAUGGAAAGUUCCAGUGAGUCCAUCAAUUGCUACUACGGUGCCUACUUGUGGAACAUGGUGAGAGGAACCAGCAACCUUCAGUCGGAUAAUUUCAACUUUGCUCGAUUGCUUUUGGCAACUGAACUUCGUGGUGUGCAAACCUAUUGGCACAUGCACUCGGUGUCCAAUACUAGCAUCGCCAAGUGGCAGACUCUAUACAAUCCCGUCCUUACCAAGAAUUUAAUGAUUGGCAAUCUCGGAAUGAUGGACGUCACAGUGUCGACAUGGUUUGGGAAUAAUCCACUCUAUGUCCACAUGAUCAAUUUUUUGCCCGUCACUCCGAUUACUAGGGAAUUGUUCACUACGGAAUACGUGGAAGAAGAGUUUAACAAUGUGAUUGAGCCAAUGUACAACAAUGUUGAAAUGGCAUGGAAGGGAUAUGUGGUGUGUGACUUGGCACUUUUGGACCCAAACAAAGCAUUUCAGGAUGCCCUAAAGCUACGAAGCUUUGAACUGGACCAAGCCAUUAGCCAGAGUCAAGUCUUAUAUUUUGCUAGCACCAUGGCGAGUUUUGACGAUUCCAAUAUUACAGCAAGUAACGAUGAUUCGUCAACAGGGUCAGAUAUGAAUUCUCCUUAUUGUGCCGACCACCCAGGUUGCAACUCUUUGGCACUGACUGGAUUGUGUUGCCCAGCACCUUCUGGCGCAAAUUUGGGAUGCUGCGGCAGUAAAUCAUCAGCAGAAGGAGGUAACACCACCAAUGCUACCGAAACCACUAGUAACGAAUCGGAUAGCGACUCGUCCUGUUCCCUUUACGAAGCGUGCGAAGCAGCCGGAUUGAGUGGAUCCUGUUGUCCAACAGAAGGUGGCGUUCAACUGUUGUGUUGCGAUUCAUGA